GAAGUAAGCGAUACAAGCGCAGCUAGUUGACGAGUUGAGAACUAUUCACAGUAACAAAAAGUAAAUAUUCGAGUCGAAACUGUCAGUAUGGGAACUACGGCAAGUCAGCUUGGGAAGGAUUUGCUCUCGGAAUACCAAGAACUGACAUUCUUGACAAAACAAGAAAUUCUUCUCGCUCACAAGAGAUUCACUGAACUGCUCGGUAAAGAUGACAAAGACCGUCCACAAGCCAGAGUACCAAUGGAGAAGAUUCUUACUCUGCCAGAACUCAAGUCCAACCCUUUCAGGGAAAGAAUCUGCUAUGUAUUCUCAACGUCUGAACAGAAAGAUGGAAGCCUCACAUUUGAGGACUUUCUGGAUCUCCUGAGUGCCUUCAGUGACUCCGCUACUCUGGAAAUUAAAUCCCAUUAUGCAUUCCGGAUAUUUGACUUUGACAAUGAUGGAACCCUUGAUUGUGGUGAUCUGGAGAAGCUGGUUAACUGUCUGACCGGGGAGACUGAUGACACGAGACUAACAGCAGAUGAAAUGCAACAGCUCAUCAAAAACAUUCUUGAAGAGUCAGACAUUGACAAGGAUGGAACCGUGAACCUCUCAGAGUUUCAGCAUGUCAUUUCAAGAUCACCAGAUUUUGUCAGUUCUUUCAAGAUUGUGCUGUGAAGACCCCUACUAAGCUGUGGAAAUGCAUCAUCCUUAAAUUCUCAUAUAAUGGUGUUUAAUUUUCAAUUAUUCAGUUUGUGAUAUUUGCCUUAAAUUAUAUUUACCUGUGAAUUUUAUG
Messenger RNA from Toxotes jaculatrix (banded archerfish), 775 nucleotides. Its product is annotated as calcium and integrin-binding protein 1-like. The transcript has 7 exons. The record is from RefSeq and is a predicted model, not a curated record. Bases 88 to 657 code for a protein of 189 amino acids. Gene Ontology annotation, molecular function: calcium ion binding. NCBI's taxonomy places the organism in Eukaryota, Metazoa, Chordata, Actinopteri, Toxotidae.